Mus pahari (shrew mouse) is the source of this 527-nucleotide messenger RNA. RefSeq names its product histone H2A.J. The transcript has a single exon. Gene Ontology annotation, cellular component: nucleosome. The record is from RefSeq and is a predicted model, not a curated record. Bases 69 to 458 code for a protein of 129 amino acids. Lineage: Eukaryota; Metazoa; Chordata; Mammalia; Rodentia; Muridae. Gene Ontology annotation, molecular function: structural constituent of chromatin; DNA binding; protein heterodimerization activity.
UCCGGGGUGGCGCGCGGCGUCCCGGAACUGAGCGAGCCGGUGUUGGAGCUCCAGGCGCGGGGUCGAGCAUGUCCGGGCGAGGCAAGCAGGGCGGUAAGGUGCGCGCCAAGGCCAAGUCGCGCUCGUCGCGCGCGGGCCUGCAGUUCCCCGUGGGCCGCGUUCACCGGCUGCUGCGGAAGGGCAACUACGCGGAGCGCGUGGGCGCGGGAGCGCCCGUGUACCUGGCGGCGGUGCUGGAGUACCUGACGGCCGAGAUCCUGGAGCUGGCGGGCAACGCGGCCAGGGACAACAAGAAGACGCGCAUCAUCCCUCGCCACCUGCAGCUGGCCAUCCGCAACGACGAGGAGCUCAACAAGCUGCUGGGCCGCGUGACCAUCGCGCAGGGCGGCGUCCUGCCCAACAUCCAGGCUGUGCUGUUGCCCAAGAAGACGGAGAGCCAGAAGGUGAAGAGCAAGUGAACCCGACGGACGGGUGCAAAGCCCACCCGCCCGCCACAGUCCGCAGCCAAUAAAGUCGGUGAAAAGCGA